Messenger RNA from Penicillium vulpinum, 504 nucleotides. RefSeq lists its product as uncharacterized. The record is from RefSeq and is a predicted model, not a curated record. The transcript is spliced from 4 exons. NCBI's taxonomy places the organism in Eukaryota, Fungi, Ascomycota, Eurotiomycetes, Eurotiales, Aspergillaceae. Bases 1 to 504 code for a protein of 167 amino acids.
AUGAUAUCUUAUUUGCCUGCCAGGCUCGACAGCUCACCUUUCGAGUCGCCGACCAAUUCACCCACUCAGAGCGACUCCCUACGUCUGGGUCCACUUCCCCUAGCAAGUCGCCAACCGAGUCAACUGAGGAAUACCCCAAUUUCCUGUCGGGCCCGAGUCUCUAACUUCAUUGAUCUUCACCAGUUUGUCAUACCUCCAGGGUGGACCACAAAUUCCCCAAGCCCGGCAUACAAAGAGGAGUGGGAGGGUCCUGAAUCCGAGGAUCAGACAACUGCUCGGUACUUUGGCCUCGGGCCAGGAAGACCGAUCAUGGAGGAUGACAAUGACUACGAAACAAUUUUCCAGUCUGGUGACAAGUUCUAUCUCUGGGAUCGAAUGUGUGACGAUGUGUAUGGAAUAUUUUCUCGGGAUAUAAAUGAGGUUGCUCUCCUUAUUGCCGAGAAGGGACUCAAGGAGCUACGUAGGGAAGCUGCUAUUCUAUUCCCCGAGUCUCCUAAUGGAUAA